UAGGUGAUCCAAUCCGAUGUAUAUCGUGUUUUUAUUCUUUUAAACUAAUUUGGUUAAUAAGUCGAUCAGGAAAUGAAAGAGAGAAAUUUGGAAGCUCAAACAUAAGUUUUUGAAAAGUCGAAAACCAAGAAAUUGCGGAGUUGAGAUAAGCAGCAGCUUCAGCAUGGAUGCAGAUGCAGCACUCGAUGGUGGUAAUGGGUUGAUGGAAGCAUCGGUACCAGGGGACGUAACGACAGGUGAAGCUGAGAGAAAUGAAGAACCUUAUGUUGGUAUGGUGUUCGAAACAGAAGCUGCUGCUAGAGCAUACUACAAUGAAUAUGCUGGCCGAGCAGGAUUUUUGACCCGCAUUAUAUCGUCCAGUAAAUCAGAGGGGGAUGGCUCAUUCGUAUCACGUGGGUUUGGUUGUAGAAACGUUCCUACUAACCAAAAGACAGGUAAUAUGUCAAAUGAAGGUGGACAAAAACGAAGGGGUGGUUGUACUGCAACACUCUUAGUAAAACGAGAGAAUGGAGGGAGGUGGGUUGUCAAGAAAUUCGUGCGAGACCACAACCAUCCUUUGGUAGUUUCACUUCCCAGGAGAUGCCCUACUUUUGAUGAGAAAGACAAAAGGAUUCAGGAGUUAACUGCUGAAAUAAGGGUAAAGAAACGUCUGAGUGCAGCAUAUAGGGAGCAGCUACUUAUUCUCAUGAAAGAUGUUGAAAGUCAUACUGAUCAUCUAACAUCAAAGGUUCAAAUGACCCGUAAUAAUCUUAAAGAACUCGAAGAAAGAAGGCAGCAUCUUUCAAACCACAACAAGCCAAGUUUGUAGGCCAGGUUUAACCAUCUCUUGGAGCAAUGCUUAAUCAAUAUUGUGAAAGAUGCAGAAAAAGCGGUGGCACGCCAGCUUGUAGACGCAUAUAGUUAACCUGAAGGAAGAAACUGUUGAAGCUGCUGAGCAAUCAAAAGGCAUCUUGAGUUGGAGAAUUUUAGUGGAAGUCCAAAUUAUUUUGCAUUUCUACUGAGAGAUGGCUUUUAUGUGCAACAAGUCUUGAGAUUGUUUGCCAAGAUGUACAAAUAAUAUUAUAGUGGGUUGUUGGCAUGUUCUUCCGAGACCUAUGCUUGGUGAGGAGGAGAUCGAAUGUGAAAUGAUUUAUGGAUUGAACAGGAACUGCUAUGUCCUGUAGCUAUAUUCUGAAAAAACCAACAGCUAUGGGGAGGCUGUGCCUCUACAUGUCUCAUACCAUCUGCGCCAUUUAGGUGAGAUUCAAUGAAUUUCACUUUCUUUUUCAUUAUUCUACACCUGCUCACCUUAUUCAUCUCAUCUUAUGGUGUACAGUAUAUAUGUAGAUGGUAUUUAUUGAAUAUUUAUACUGGAUUGCCCUUUUUUGUAUGAGAUUAAUUUUUGUCGAUGGAAAUAGAAAGUAAAAUUUUAUACUCCUAAGAUGGAUGUGAGUUGAAGUAUAACUCUUCACAGUUUCACAAAAGUUAAGAUGAUUUGGCGUUUGAAAUUUAUUAUUUUUGAGAGCUUGCAUUGGAAUGACCGAAAAUCGAAAUCCAUAACGGCAAAUUUUGGAGUAACGGAAAGUUAUGAUUUGUUUGUAUUUAGAGUGACAUACAAAAGCAGUCAACAUAUAAAUUAAACAGUCUGCUAACCUCAGUGUUUCUCCUAUAAACAAGGCAUAUAAAUUUUGUACUUUUGGAGUAACUUUUAUUUAUUCUAUUAUUAUAUUUUACCUCUUCUGUUCUAAUUCCAUAGAAUCUCCUGUGAAAUAUUCCUUCUCUAAAGAAUUUAAAAUAUUAGUACUGCAAUUUUGUCCUCUUUGCACCAAUUUCCUGUGUCUCCUAACAGGUACUCAUAAUACUCUAAUUAUUAUAACUUUUACUUUACAAACACAAUUAAAAUUAAAAGAGUCUCAUUUUAGUGUACGAUAAGAAUUAUAAAUAAAUUCCAAAGGCAAGGUAAUGAAUUUAUUGAAUCCUUUUAUAUAUAAAAGCAUUAUAUUGAAGAGGGGAUUACAUAAAUCAGAAAGAGUAAUUAGUUUGGAAGGGAGUGGGUCUCUUACUCAAUGGCUUAACAGCUCUCUCAUCAUCACUUUGAGUCUCAUCAUCUUCUCCGUCAAAAGCCGGGUGGCUGAGAAUGCAGCUGAGCAGCUGCGUCCCUCGCAGCGCAUUCGUCAGCGGCAGAUGCCCCUCCGGCGGCCCCUCCUCCAUCUCCCACGUAAACUCCGCCGGAAAGCUCCUGUAAUUGUACUGCUCCACCUCCGAGCUCUCCAGCUUCUUCAUCCACCCAACCUUGAUGAACAACGACGUGAAAUCUCUAUUCAAUUUCUUCCAAAUCCUCCGCUGCACGCUGUACCCGAACUUCCCCUCGCUGUGCUGCCGCCACAGGGAGUCAAUUUCCCGGAGCGCCUCCGCGGGGAUGAACUGGACCUCUGAGAAGAACACGUAGCCGCGCUUCACGGCGGCCUCGCCGGCGAGGGCGAUGAUCAGGCGCCGGGUCUCCUCGUCGGCCUGCCGGAGGUCUUUUCCGCCGAGGUGCUGCCGGAGGAGGUCUAGUGAGGUUGAGUAUUUUGAGGUGGAGGGGUCGGUGGUGGGGGUGGAGGUGGCGGCGGAGGUGGCGGCGAAGGAUGUCCAGGAGUGGGAGAGCGAGGUGGUGGCGGUGGUGGUGGUGCGGCGGAGGAAUAAGGUUGCGCGGGGGGAGUCUAGGGAGUGGCGCCGCCGGAGAGAGCGGUGGUAGUGGUGGUGUAUGGAGUUUAAGGUGUUGGUGGACAUUAUUUUAUUUUUG
Messenger RNA from Salvia hispanica, 2764 nucleotides. Its product is annotated as protein FAR-RED IMPAIRED RESPONSE 1-like. The record is from RefSeq and is a predicted model, not a curated record. Lineage: Eukaryota; Viridiplantae; Streptophyta; Magnoliopsida; Lamiales; Lamiaceae.